Orycteropus afer afer is the source of this 757-nucleotide messenger RNA. RefSeq names its product norrin cystine knot growth factor NDP (gene NDP). The record is from RefSeq and is a predicted model, not a curated record. Lineage: Eukaryota; Metazoa; Chordata; Mammalia; Tubulidentata; Orycteropodidae. Gene Ontology annotation, biological process: Wnt signaling pathway.
AAACAACAGUCCUAACUUUUGUGUGUUGCAAAUAUAAAAGGCAAGCCAUGUGACAGAGGGACAGAAGAACAAAAGCAUUUGGAAGUAACAGGACCUCUUUCUAGCUCUCAGAAAAGUCUGAGAAGAAAGGAGCCCUGCGUUUUCCCCAAGCUGUGUGACAGAUACUGUGAUGGAUUGCAAGUGCAAAAAGUAAGACACCAUCCCAGCAUACAAAGGACAAUGACAACCAGGAAGCUUCAGCCAGAUCCGACCCUUUCCUUGAAAGGAACUGGAUCCUAGGAGUUGAAGACAUUUGCAAACUUGUAGUCCUCUGUCUCCCUCUGCUGUUAUUCUCGAGAAGUUUUUCCUCACAACAAUGAGAAAUCAUGUACUAGCUGCAUCCAUUUCUAUGCUGUCCCUGCUAGCAAUAAUGGGAGAUACAGACAGCAAAACAGACAGUUCAUUUAUGAUGGACUCAGACCCUCGACGCUGCAUGAGGCACCACUAUGUUGAUUCUAUCAGUCACCCAUUGUACAAGUGUAGCUCAAAGAUGGUGCUCCUGGCCAGGUGCGAGGGACACUGCAGUCAGGUGUCUCGCUCUGAGCCCUUGGUGUCCUUCAGUACUGUCCUCAAGCAACCCUUCCGCUCCUCCUGUCACUGCUGUCGGCCCCAGACCUCCAAGCUGAAGGCAUUGCGGCUGCGCUGCUCGGGGGGCAUGAGACUCACCGCCACCUACCGGUAUAUCCUCUCCUGUCACUGCGAGGAGUGCAGCUCCUGA